Oncorhynchus mykiss (rainbow trout) is the source of this 5446-nucleotide messenger RNA. RefSeq lists its product as uncharacterized. Gene Ontology annotation, cellular component: nucleus. Gene Ontology annotation, molecular function: DNA binding; protein binding; DNA (cytosine-5-)-methyltransferase activity, acting on CpG substrates. NCBI's taxonomy places the organism in Eukaryota, Metazoa, Chordata, Actinopteri, Salmoniformes, Salmonidae. Gene Ontology annotation, biological process: negative regulation of transcription by RNA polymerase II. The record is from RefSeq and is a predicted model, not a curated record.
UUGGUUGGAAUCCCGCGGACGAAACAUAGCUAUGGGUCUUCUGUACAGCUGCAGCGAGUUAAAUAUUCCGUAUUCCCUGAGCCAAAGGGGUGAGUAGCUAGCUUGGCCAAACGACAGACCACGAGUUUGGGACAUUGAAAACGCCGUGAAAAGGAAAGGAGAGCGAGGUGGAGGAGACCUGGAGAUGGCAGUGAAUGUCCAAGUCAAGCCUGGUGAGAAACACAACCGCUAUGAGCUGCUGGCUUGGCUCAAUGAAUCUCUACAGACCAGGUUCACGAAGGUGGAGCAAACAUGCUCAGGUGCUGCGUUCUGCCAGCUGAUGCAUUGGCUGUUCCCUGGUUCUGUGGACGUACAGAGAGUGAGGUUCCAUGCCAGUGAUGAGGUGGAUGCCCGUCACAACUACAGUGUGCUGCAGGCCGGCUUCGGGAGGAGUGGGGUGAUCAAAUCAAUCCCAGUGGAGGGUCUGAUCGGAGGGAGCUCUGAGGCGAGCCUGGACUUCCUACAGUGGUUCAAGGUGUUCUUUGACUCCAACCACAAUGGCCAGGAGUAUGAUGCUCUGGAGUCGCGGGCUGGUCAGAGCAUGCCACCUGCUAAUGCUGCUAAACAGCCACAAAGACCCAAAGCCCUGACACAACUCGAUUUCUCUAGGGAAGUGGAGAUGUCUGAGGGGCCCUGGCAGAACCAGGAAAUGGCACUGGAUGUUCAAACAGCAGAGGAGGAGAAGGAGGAUACAUUUUUCCAUUUCAGCCCCAGCCUGCUGCAGCUCAUCCAGAAGCACUGGCCCAGCCCAGCAAAGCACGGGACAGAACUUACCCAGGAUCAGGUAGCCAGACACGUUCUGGGUCAGAAAUACCCUCAGGACAUCACUGCUGCCUGCUCCCAGACCCCCUACUGCCUCUACCUGUACCGAGGUGUGGAGCUGGGAGGGGAUGGAGACCGGGAGACGGCCAGUGUGCUUCUGGUGGGCUACUUUGACCAGAGGUCAGGGGUCAAGCAUGUGCGCCUGCUAGACACCCUUCAGCCCAGGGAUGCCACAGUGUCAGCUGGUACAGCAGAGCUGAACUGUCUGGUGGAGACUCUGAGGAGGUUUGAGCUCCCCAUGGCGAACUUGGCUGUGUUCUACUGUGGAGACUCAGGGCUGAGCCAGGUGUUGGUGACUGGGCUCAGGGCCCUGAACCCUGGGCUGGUGUCCCUCUGUGGUCUCCCUGGCCUGGCUGGACGGGCGUGUCAAGUGGGCGUGAGUGCGCUGCCGGAGUCGGUCCUGGAGCUGGUUAGAAACAUCCACCACCACUACUCCACCUGCCCCACCACCAACGACAACCUCAAGGAGAUAUUUGCCGAUGUGACAUCCUUGGACCCUCUCCUUCCCCUGUCGUCCCAGUGCCUUUUCCUGGGCAGGACAGUGCAGAGGAUGGCAGACGCCUGGCCCGAGCUGCUCCAGUACUUUGAGUCCCGGGGCAAUGAGGGGGAUGCGGAGCAAGUGUGUGCCCGUCUAAGGGACCUAAAAGUCAGACUGAGCCUGCUGUUCCUGGGGCAAGCCUUGGAGCCCCUCUGUGCCUUCCAGGAGCUCCUUGAAUGGGGCGACUCUGAUGUGGCCAACAUCCUACAGCAGGCCUCCAGCCUGGUGCACUCCUAUGCAGCCAGCUUCCUCCGCUCGCCCGCCGUGGACCGCUUCCUGAGGCGGCGGGAGCCCACGCUCCUUGUCAACGAGAAGGAUCACCUCCUGAGGGUGGAUGUGAAUACGGGCGCCCGCGUGAAGGACUUCCUGUCGGAACAUCAGGCAGAACUCGACGACGAUGUCGUAGACUCUUUCCUGGAGAGCAGUGUCUCCUUCUACAAGGCCACCACCUGGAGCCUGAUGAAGAGCCUGCCACUACCCAACGUGGCCCUGAAAAACAUUCCCAUCUUGCUGAGGCCUGCUGGGAGGCUGGAGGUGACGAGUAGGGUAGUGGCCGAGCUGGGGUCCCUCAUGGGGCUGUGUGGAGUCCCGGGGGACAUGGCCCUGCUGACCGAUGAGUUCCUGGAGUAUAUGAUCUCAGAGGGUGAGAAGCCUACCGCCGACUCUCCCACCCCUGGGCCCACGGUGGAGCAGCACUGGAAACAGGUGCUGAGAACCAUGGGAAAGACAUCUAUCCUACGGAGGCUGAUCUGCAGCCUGCUUACUCUCCCCUCUGGCUCUCUGCAAAGGGACAAGGUCUUCGCUCGGGCUAACUUGCUUGGUGAUGGUAGUCGGGAUGAGGAUGACUGGCUCACAGAACGCAGUGAGGAUGAAGGCAUACCCUCAUCACCCUCAAGUCCUCUAAAACAGGAGAGUAACUCAUCUGAUUUGAUUGACAUCACAGAGCCUGCUGAGACAGACACAAGACCAGCGCUAAAGACAACUGAGUCUAUUGAAAUUAUUGUUCUCGAUGAUAGCGACGAUGACGUUAUUUGGACUGAGACCAUACAGCACAAGCUUAAAAAUGACAAUGCCCUGCCGAUGGCCACAUCCAUCCCUGAAGGACCAUCUAAGACAUCCUCCUGCCUGUACGAGGAUGAGAAGGGCUACAAUGUGGGGGAUCUGGUAUGGGGACAGAUAGAGGGAUUCUCCCUGUGGCCAGGGACUGUCCAACCCUGGAAGGGACGGCAGGCAGCCAACCGCAUCCGGAAAGUUGAAUGGUUUGGGGCUGGCAUGUUUUCCGAGAUAAACACCCGGGGACUGCUGCCAUUUGGAUCGUUUGCACAAUGUUUCUGCGCAAAUAGCUUCGCCACCCUCGUCACGUACAGGGAUGCUAUGUUCCAGUCUUUACAGGUGGCUGCUUCAAGAUGUAGGAAGGUGUUUUCCCUGGGUUCAGAGAAGCAGGAGGAGCACCUCGGGGAAAUGGUGGACUGGGCCUUCGACGGUUUCAAACCCUCUGGCCCAGAUGGGUUCCAACCACCACUCCAGACAGAGGCUAAAGGGAUUGCUAAUGGGACGCAACCGGACCAAAAAAAGGCAACAUCCAUCAACAGCGAACUGCACAACAUGAGCCAGGUGUCUGUGUGUCUCACCAAGCUCUCGCUGAACCUGGACAACGGCACCUUCAACCUCAGGCAGGAGGAGGAUGCAGGUGCCUCGUCCAACAUGGAGAAAAAUGAUCAAAGUCCAGACUGCCAGCCACCACUCAAAAAACAAAAGCAGCAGUCCAACAAAAAAGAAGACCCAGGCUACGUCUAUGAACAGCCGGAUCAGAAAUACAGAGAGGAGAUGGUUCAAAGGGUACAGAAGAAAAGACUGGACAUUGAAGCUUUCUGCCUGUGCUGUAUGGCUGACGAUAUAGAGAUUUUCCAUCCACUGUUUGAAGGAAGCCUUUGCCUUAAAUGCAAGGAUAACUUCACUGAGACUCUCUAUCGAUACGAUGAGGAUGGCUACCAGUCAUACUGUACAGUGUGCUGUGCUGGCCUGGAGGUCAUCCUCUGUGGGAACGACAGCUGCUGCCGCUCCUACUGUUUGGACUGCCUAAACAUCUUGGUUGGCCCAGGUACCUUUGACUCUCUGAAGGAGGUGGAUCCAUGGAUCUGCUACCUGUGUGAACCACACAAUGCCCACGGUGCCCUGAAACCCCGUCUUGACUGGAGCAUCCGUGUCCAGGAGUUUUUUGCAAAUAACAGUGCCUUUCAGUUUGAGCCCGAUCGGGUAUACCCGUCCAUCCCUGCCAACCUGCGUCGACCAAUCAGCGUCCUCUCACUGUUUGAUGGGAUUGGCACAGGUUACUUGGUGCUGAAAGAGCUGGGAUUCAAGGUGGACAAAUAUGUGGCCUCGGAGAUCUGUUCGGAGUCCAUUGCUGUUUCUGAGAUCAACCAUGAAGGCAAGAUCAUACAUGUGGAUGAUGUCCGGCUCAUCACCAAAGAGCACAUCCUAAAGUGGGGUCCGUUCGAUCUGCUCAUUGGUGGGAGCCCUUGCAAUGAUCUGGCCAUGGUGAACCCAGCACGGAAGGGACUGUUUGAAGGGACGGGGAGGCUCUUCUUUGAGUAUUACCGGCUUCUUCACAUCAUGAAGCCCAAAGAAGACGACCGGAGGCCGUUCUUCUGGUUUUUUGAGAACGUGGUGUUCAUGAACAACCACCACAAGGUCGACAUCUGCCGCUUCCUGGAGUGCAACCCGGUUCUGGUGGAUGCGGUGAAAGUGAGCCCGGCCCACAGAGCGCGAUACUUCUGGGGCAACAUCCCUGGGAUGAACAGACCCAUCAUUGCAUCCCAGACCGACAAGGUUCUUCUCCAGGACUGCCUUGAAAGGGGAAGAGUUGCCAAGUUCACAAAAGUGAGGACCAUCACCACCAACCCCAACUCCCUCAAGCAGGGCAAGAAUGUGAGCAAGCUCCCUGUGUCAGUGAAAGGUGUGGAUGACAACCUGUGGAUCACAGAGUUAGAGAAGAUCUUCGGCUUCCCCAAGCACUACACCGAUGUAAAGAACAUGAAUCGCCAGCAGAGGCAGAAGGUGCUGGGGAAGUCCUGGAGUGUGCCUGUGAUCCGCCAUCUCUUUGCCCCACUGAAGGACUACUUUGCCUGCGAACAACUUCCCCCGUUCCUUUCGCAGCCAUCUAGUUCCUCAGCAACAGCUAUGGGGGAGGGGUCAAUGGGUGGCCCAUCAUGGUGUAGUCCCCUGGAGUGACAGUCAGGUUCAUCAAGGGCGCUUACACUCCACCCUACGGGGCUUUAGCCAAUAAGACAGAACUAAAUUAACAGGGGAAAAAACUAAACAGAAAAUACCCACAACAAAAAAUCUACUUAUCUGAUCUUUUUUAAUCUUUUAAGUGUUCUACUUAAACCCUUUUAUGCAUCUCUUUUAUUUUCACACUGGUUUUCUUACCUGAGACAAAGGCCAAGCAAGAAAGAGCAGACACAUCUUACUAAGACAAAGCUUCUUCAUCAUCACCGUUGGGUUCAGUCUGAUUGUGUUAAUAGUUCUGAGUUGGGAUAAUCCUCUCAUUGGGUUAUUAUUCAUUUGUCUCUUUUUAUGGGAAAAUACUUGAUAUUUGGCCUCUAUUAGAUGGCUUGAGAUUUCAUGUAUGUUUUUUUUAUGAGGUCAAUGGCCUCCCUACUAUGAGCACUGUCACUUUCUGUGCAAGUUGAAGCUGUGACAUGCAGGGAUGUUCUCAACAAAGCUGGUUAGAUCCAGCAAGACUACCUCUGUUGCUUUAUGACAGCCAUAUGAGAAACACUCAAACAUCUGCUGCUAACAAGCCACCUUCUACUGUAAAUAUAAUGUACCUUUGUACAUAGAAUUGAAGUUGUUAUGGUAUGAUACUACUGUAAAUUUGGUCAGAUAUUGGAUGUUUUUAUAAGAUUCCUUUAUUGUGUGAAAGGAGGCAGACAGAAUCAUGGUCAUUUUUUAAAAACUGAGUGCUAUUGUGUUAAGCCCAGGGCUAUAUAGCGAUGUCUUAUUUAAAAAUGAAUAGUACAAAUAAACAUUUUAUGAAAUGUUUAA